GAAGCUCAUAUAGGAGGCUCCCAGCAGAGAAGCGGCGGAGCGCGCAGCGGACCAGCUCGUUAACUUCCUAUGUCCCCUCCCCUCAUUCUUCAGCUUCAGCAGCAGCCUGACAUCGAACUACCGGCUAAAGAGAGGCUCCUCCACCUCCAGCACUCCAGACAGACUUAGACUGGUCGUCAUCGUCUGUUUUCACUCCGGAGACUGCGGAUUUUGUCCCUGGUUUAUUUCCCAGAGGAUAGGCUACUGAGAGUGCGCACCGCCUCCCCGAGACAAACUAAGUGUACGGACAUUAAGUCUGCUGUUAUAUUUAUUUUAUAGCUGGGGACUAAAAUCCUCUAGCCUUGUGUCGGUCCAGCCGUCUUCUCUUCCACCCCCCCUCCGGUUUAACUGCACCGGUCAGACUUGGAAAGAGCAACAGCCUCCACCGGCGCAUCAGUGAGGUAGAAAAGCCCAACUUUGAUCUGCAGUCAUGGAUGAGUGGGACGUACCCCAGAUGAAGAAAGAGGUGGAGAGCCUCAAGUACCAGCUGGCCUUCAAACGAGAGAAGUCCUCCAAAACAGUGACUGAUUUGGUAAAGUGGAUAGAGGACGGCGUCCCCGAGGAUCCCUUCCUGAACCCGGAGCUGAUGAAGAACAACCCGUGGGUGGAGAAAGGAAAGUGCAUCCUUCUCUAGAAGAAAAAAAA
Etheostoma cragini (Arkansas darter) is the source of this 684-nucleotide messenger RNA. It is a transcript of the gene gng13b, whose product is annotated as guanine nucleotide binding protein (G protein), gamma 13b. Gene Ontology annotation, molecular function: G-protein beta-subunit binding. Gene Ontology annotation, biological process: phospholipase C-activating G protein-coupled receptor signaling pathway; sensory perception of taste. Bases 470 to 673 code for a protein of 67 amino acids. The transcript has 3 exons. Gene Ontology annotation, cellular component: heterotrimeric G-protein complex. The record is from RefSeq and is a predicted model, not a curated record. Lineage: Eukaryota; Metazoa; Chordata; Actinopteri; Perciformes; Percidae.